UUUCUUUGUAUUAAACUAAUUUCUUUAACGCGUCACUCCCCAAUAGGAACUUUCCUUGCAGGUCCAUCCCAUGCAAGGCCUUAUAAAAUGUUGGUCCUGCCUUGUCCCCUGUACGUAUUCAAAGCAAACAUAUCUUCCUUCUAUCCCUUUAGAGAUUCCUCAAGAGCCCUUUUACCAUUCCUUCACCAACCAUCAACAAAUGGCAGAAGCCAUUCUCUUCAAGGUUGCUGCAGGAAUCACUGAGAGCUUGAAAUCCCUGGCUCUCAAAGAGAUCGGACUGCUUUGGGGUGUCAAAGAUGAGCUUGAGAAGCUCCAGAACACCUUUUCAACAAUCCAAGCCGUGCUUCGUGAUGCUGAACAGAAGCAAUGGGCAAAGGACGGCCAUAGAGUUAGAGAUUGGCUUGAAAAGCUUGAGGAUGUCGUUUAUGAUAUAGACGACUUGCUGGAUGGUUUCAACACUGAUUGUCGGUUGCGAGAGAUGACGACUGGAGAUAACAUGUUAGAAAAGGUACGAAACUUCUUCUCCGAAUCAAACCAACUUGUCUGUGAUUUUAAAAUUGGCCAUGAGAUUAAGGCGAUUAGACAGAAGCUAGAUGCCAUUGCAAAUGAUAGCAAACUCCUCUGCCCUGUGGCGAUAGGAGUCAGCGCUAGGGAGAGGGACUAUACUCAUUCCUUUGUACUCAAGGAAGAAGUUAUUGGGAGAGAAGAUGACAAGAAGGAGAUCAUAGAUAGACUUCUUUCUGAUUCCAAUGUUGAAGGGAAUGUAGGAAUCCUUCCGAUUACUGGCAUCGGAGGAUUAGGAAAGACCACACUAGCUCAACUCAUAUUUAAUGAUGAGGAAAUAGAUAAACAUUUUCAUGAACUAAAAAUGUGGGUGUGCGUCUCUGAUAAUUUUGAUGUUAGAAAAGUUGUUGAAAAUAUCCUACAAUCGGCAACAAAAGUGAAACAAGAGAGUGUUGAAAUGGACACAUUGGUGCAUCGUCUUCGAGAAAAAAUUGGUGGAAAGAAAUACUUACUUGUGUUGGAUGAUGUGUGGGAUGAUGUUUGCAACCAGGAUGUUAGAAAAUGGCAUGAAUUGAAAAAACUAUUGAUGAGUGGUGCAAUUGGGAGUAGAAUACUAUUAACUACACGUAGUGCACAAGUUGCAAGAAUUACCCAAUCAAUUGAACCAUACUCCUUACAGUGCUUAGACAGCCAGAAGUCAUGGUGUUUAUUCAAGCAAGUGGCAUUUGUGGACGGGCAAGAGCCAGUGAAUUCUAGAAAAAAAGUCGAAGUUGGAAAGAAGAUUGUAGAAAAGUGUUCAGGUGUCCCUCUUGUCAUCAAAACAAUUGGAAGUUCACUAAUCUUUAAAGAUUCUGAAGAGUGGGUUAAUUUCGAAAAAAAUAAACUGGCAAAAACAAAAGAAAAUGACAUCUUACCAACUCUUAAGCUGAGUUAUGAUCAACUUCCAUCACAUUUGAAACAAUGUUUUGCUUAUUGUAGUAUAUUUCCGAAGGAUUACGUGAUGGAAAAAUCAAAAUUGAUAAGUCUCUGGAUAGCACAGGGGUUUAUCAAGCCAUCCGAUCAAAAUGAAUGUCUUGAAGAUGUUGGUCAUGAGUAUUUCAUGGAUUUACUUUGGAGAUCGUUCUUUCAAAAAGCUAAAAUGGAUGCGUUUACGAUUAAAAUGCACGACCUCAUGCAUGAUCUUGCAAUGUUAGAGGCAGGAUCGUUGAUCACCAGAUUAGGAUCUGAGGAAAAAAUCAUUGGUGAUCAGAAAACUCGGCACGUAUCAGUCGUCGGCAAAAUAGAUUUUUCCUUAGUAAUUCCAACUUCCUCAUCUAGAGCCAGUAAGAUACGAACACUUCUUUGCGUUGGUGGAUUCUGGCAUCAGUACUCAAGUACUUCAUGUGAAGCAAUCUUUUCAAGUUUGAAGUUCUUGCGAGUGCUGGAUUUACAUGGAAGCGAUCUCGAUCUAGUACCGAGUUCCAUAUGUAAGUUGAAGCAUUUAAGAGAUCUUGAUCUUUCAUGGAAUAAACAAAUUGAGAAGCUGCCCGAUUCCAUAACUAGGUUGCAAAAUUUGUAUACACUAAGACUCUCUGGUUGCAGAAAUCUUAAAGAAUUGCCUAGAGGAAUUACGAAAUUAGUCAACCUCAGGCAUCUUUACAAUGAUGAAUGUAGAAGUUUGACUUAUAUGCCACGUGGAUUGGGGCAAUUGAAAAAUCUCCAGACAUUAUCUAAGUUUGUUGUCAACUCAGAUGCAGCCUCAAAAGAUAGUGGCCGGUUAAGCGAGCUAAAUACACUAAAUAGCUUAAGAGGAGAAUUACAGAUUUGGGGUUUGAGACAUGGGGAAGACUAUAAGGGUGCAAAUCUAAAGGAGAAAGAACAUCUUCAGGUUUUGACUUUACGCUGGAGAUAUGGAGCAAAUGUUAUUAAUGCACGUGAUGAAAAUAUGGCAUUGGAAGGCCUUGAACCUCACCCAAAUCUUAAAAAGCUACGUAUAGAUUAUUAUGGGGUUGUGAGGGUUCCGAUGUGGCUUUUGUCACUGACAAAUCUUGUUGAUUUGGAAAUAAGUAAUUGUUGGAAAUUGAAAUAUUUGCCACCACUGAGUCGACUACCCUCUCUUAAGAGUAUUUUGCUGUACAGCCUUUUUGAAAUAGAGUACGUAUCAGAUUGUAGUGACAACAAUGACUUAUCUUCUUUUUCUUCAUCAGCAGAAUUCUUCCCGUCGUUGGAGAAAAUUGAGUUCUCAGACUGUGGUAAACUGAAGGGUUGGUGGAGGAGGAGUGAUUCUUAUAAUGUGGAUGUCAAUACUACUGAUCAUGAAAAUUCCUUUGAAACACCAUCAAUCACGAGGCAUGCUUUACUAUUCCCACGUCUUUCAAGAUUACAUGUACGGGAUUGCCAUACGUUGACUUCAUUGCCAAUGUUUUCACAUCUUGUUUAUUUGAAAUUAGAGCGUUGUAGGAGAUUGAAAUAUUUGCCACCAUUGAGUCAACUACCCUCUCUUAAGAGUCUUACGCUGUACCUUCUUGAGGAAAUAGAGUACGUAUCAGAUUGUAGUGACAACAAUGAGUUAUCUUCUUUUUCUUCAUCAGCAUUCUUCCCAUCUCUGGAGCAUAUUCGCUUCGAUUUAUGUCGUAAUCUGAAGGGUUGGUGGAGGAGUGAUUCUUAUAAUGUGGAUGUCAAUACUACUGAUGAUGCUUUACUAUUUCCUCGUCUUUCAAGAUUAAUAAUAGAGCAAUGCCCUAUGUUGACUUCAUUGCCAAUGUUUCCACAUCUGAAAGAAGUGUUAGAACUACGGAAUGCCAGCUGGAAGCCAGUGCAACAAACAAUAACGAAUGCCUCCUCCUCCUCCGCUUCCUCUACACCCAUUGCCUUUUCAUCUCCUCCUCUCUCCAAAUUGAAGAGAAUAAUCUUAAAUCAAAUUGAGGAUCUAGAAACACUGCUAGUGCAAAACCUCAUAUCUCUCCAGCAUUUGACGAUGAAUGACUGCCCUAAAUUAAAGUCUCUCUCCCAAGGUGUACAAUAUCUCACUGCACUUACCAAGCUGGAACUUAGUGAUUGUCCUAUGCUUGAUCUAGGCAACGAUGAGCACGGGAUGCAAUGGAAAGGGCUUAAAAGCCUCAUCUCUUUGGAGUUUAGUAGUAUGCCGAAAUUGGUGUCUCUCCCAUUGGGGCUUCAACAUGUUACCUCUCUACGACGGCUCCAAAUCUCAGAUUGUUCGAGCUUGGUGGUUAUACCAGAGUGGAUCUGCAAUUGGGCAUCACUUGAGCAGUUCACAAUUUAUAAAUGCUCUGGUUUAACAUCACUGCCUGAAGAUAUGCGUAGGCUAACCUCUCUACGAAAGCUCGAAAUCUCAUAUUGUCCCAUGCUUGAUCUAGGCAACGAUGAGCACGGGAUGCAAUGGAAAGGGCUUAAAAGCCUCAUCUCUUUGAAGUUUACGGGUAUGCCGAAAUUGGUGUCUCUCCCAUUGGGGCUUCAACGUGUUACAACUCUACGAGAGCUCCAAAUCUCAAAUUGUUCGAGCUUGGUGGCUAUACCAGAGUGGAUCUGCAAUUGGGCAUCACUUGAGCAGUUCACAAUUUCUAAAUGCUCUGGUUUAACAUCACUGCCUGAAGAUAUGCGUAGGCUAACCUCUCUACGAGAGCUCGAAAUCUCAUAUUGUCCCAUGCUUGAUCUAGGCAACGAUGAGCACGGGAUGCAAUGGAAAGGGCUUAAAAGCCUCAUCUCUUUGAAGUUUACGGGUAUGCCGAAAUUGGUGUCUCUUCCAUUGGGGCUUCAACAUGUUACAACUCUACGAGAGCUCCAAAUCUCAAAUUGUUCGAGCUUGGUGGCUAUACCAGAGUGGAUCUGCAAUUGGGCAUCACUUAAGCAUUUCAUAAUUUCUAAAUGCUCUGGUUUAACAUCACUGCCUGAAGAUAUGCGUAGGCUAACCUCUUUGAAAGUAUUGGGAAUUCAUGACUGCCCCAAAUUAUCACAAAGAUGCAAACAAGAGAGAGGCGAGGAUUGGCCCAAGAUUGCUCACAUCCCAAACCGGUACAUAGACUGAUCAAGAAACGACUUUGAGUAAAGAAGAAACAGGGGAGAGGGAUUGAGAGUUUGUUAAAAAAAUCUAAUGCACUGCGACUUCUACAAGUAAAUAACUUAGUUACGAUUACCUCGCUUUCUUUAUUGUUUUAUCCUUUCCUAUUCAAAUAAGAAAUAUCCCCAUAUGCAAGAUUCUUCACAUCCAGGAGAAUAGUAAUGAGGCGGAAGAAGAGCAAAGGGAAGAAAUAUAGGAGGGGGUUGUGGAGGAGAUCUAGGACUGGAAUUCGAGGGCCGCAAUAUUGAGGCUGUGUAAUUUCACGACAACAAUUUCAACAGGGGCCUGCAUGUUUCUUAGCGUGGAAAGUGAUGGCAAUUUGAUUUUUCUCAAGACUAUCUCAUAUGUCUAAACUUAAGAGUGAUGAUUUGGUUUGCACGUUGGAGCACAUGUAUAUGAAGUUGAUCAUAGCUACAUGUGCUUGCUCUCCAAGAACAUUUUAUACCAUCAAUUAUCUUGCAGCUAGCUGUUGCACAGAAAAUGAGGAUUUUCGAUUUCAUCCUAUGCUCGGUUUAUGGCAGCUUGUAACAUAUUUUCUCUCACUCUAAACGGGUUAAUAACUCAUGUUUGCAGUUUGCUAUUGGAGUACCUAUCCAUUACUGUGUUAUCAUUUGAUAUUAUAGAGGAGGUGUCCAAACUUGAUGUGAAUUUUAUAUAAUUCUAGCAAUUUUAGUAUUAUUUCAUAUUGAAACAUUCAAA
Messenger RNA from Carya illinoinensis, 5260 nucleotides. RefSeq names its product disease resistance protein RGA2-like. Bases 71 to 4528 code for a protein of 1485 amino acids. The record is from RefSeq and is a predicted model, not a curated record. The transcript has 2 exons. Gene Ontology annotation, biological process: defense response to fungus. NCBI's taxonomy places the organism in Eukaryota, Viridiplantae, Streptophyta, Magnoliopsida, Fagales, Juglandaceae. Gene Ontology annotation, molecular function: ADP binding.